CGCUAGCUGUAUUCAUUAAGAACUAAAAAGUGAAAUCUCAUUAUAACAAAUUACAAAAAAAACGAAGAUGUUCAACAGAAAGAGUUUAUGGAGUUGCAGCAGCAAGCUAUAUACCAAAACCUAUCAGGCAAUUAUUAUGCAUUACUACUGAAUUCCAGUGUUUAGCCCAGCCAAGCUAAGUAUCUCGUCCAAUUGGACAGCAUCGGAUACAUGACGACUGCCAUGUGGCAACUUCAUGCUGGCGAAAACACGAGCGAAUGUUAGGGUCUGAAGCGCUUUGUGUAUCUAUCUGCUUUCAUAUAGCUGUACAAUGUGUUUGAUUGAUAAAUCGAAAUAAGUAGUAAAACCACGCAUAGUGGUUCAUCAAUCAAAGCACCAAAAGGUUGAUAAGCACAGCCACCUUUCUUUUGUCAAGAAGCAAAAAAAUAAACAAUCAUAUCAAAGGAAAAAAGAAAGAAAACAAAAGAAGGAAGAAGCAUAUACCUUCAGCUUUCAGAAAGCAACAUGUAAUAUUAUAAUGCUAGUAUAUUAAAGGUAGAAAAUUCUGACCAAUGGCAUGGUAGAUGUGUUCUGACGCAUUUUGUUCAACCAGUGAUAGCUUUGACACAGCUUUAAGAUGUACUAAUCAAGCAGGAAAAAAAAUGUCUCUGUCUGAAACAAACAAGAAAAACCCUCCUCUCAACUACACGGCCAGUGCUCUGUAAUCUGUAUACUGGUCCUGUCCAGUGUUAGCAGUAAUUGGAUUAACUAGCUUGUAAAAGUAUGGACUCGGUAGUAGUCCAUUCAAAAUAUUGUUCAUUGUAACUUCGUCCUAACUCAAGACUUCUUAACUUUCAAGCAAAUUUAUAGAAAAAUUCAUCAACAUCUACAAUAUCAAAUUUGUUUAUAAACUUCUCCAUAAAAUAUGUCUUAAUAGUGCAUUUAUUUGAACCUGUAGAUGACAAUAUGUUUUUGCAAGAACUUGGCCAAAGUUAGAGAAGCUUAAUUUAGACAAAGCUAAAGUAAAGUAUAAUUUGGAAUUUUAACCUACAGAGAAGCUUCAAGAAUGUGAAUUUACCAUAAGCAAACAUUUGUGAAGAAAUUCAAAGCAAAGAUUCAAGUAGAUUUAUGGAUAAGAAAAAAUACAUCGAGUGUAAACAAAAUCAACUUUUAUGAUGUACUGUAGUUUAUAUUAACAAAAACCAAGAAUAUAACCUCUACCUCUGCAAAUUCCAGACGCCAAAACACUGUAGAAGUAGUAAAAGCCGUUACGGAUUAAAGCCAAGCGAAUAGGCUCAAUAAAGCUGAUGUCCUAACAUGCACACCUAUGAAUUUGCAAUACAAUAUGAGCACCAUGAGCCAAUUAAAAAGCUACUUUAUCAGUUAGAAUAUGAGGGCAACCCAAAUGGUGGAAUAUAGGAUCUUUAUAGGGAGCUCCAAAUCACACCCACCACAUCAGCUGGCCACCAAUACCUCCCCCUCUCUUACCUAUAAAUGAGAGGCAAAAGCCACCAAACUAGUAGGCAACUAAGACAAAGUGGCGUACUCUUCUCUGUACUAGCUUUCUUCUUCCUCCUCCUCUUCCUCCUCCCAAACAGACUGGAUUUCAUCAAGAUAAUCCUGAAACUGGAGCCAACAAGCAGACAGAGAAAGAAGAGCAAGAAGACCGGCUCCCAGCCGAUACACGGUAGGAGUGAGCAGCGUUAGAUCAGUUUUCAUCACAGGAUCGAUAUGGUGACAGUGAGAGAGGAGACUCGCAAGGGGCCAUGGACAGAGCAGGAGGACCUGCAACUGGUAUGCACUGUCCGUCUGUUCGGUGAACGUCGUUGGGAUUUCAUUGCCAAAGUAUCAGGUUUGAGGGGUGGGGAUCCACAAAUUAGGGCUCAACCGGACAGGCAAGAGCUGCCGGCUGCGCUGGGUCAACUACCUCCACCCUGGCCUCAAGCGUGGGCGCAUGUCUCCCCAUGAAGAGCGACUCAUCCUAGAGCUGCACGCUCGGUGGGGAAACAGGUGGUCCAGGAUAGCACGCCGCUUGCCAGGGCGCACUGACAAUGAGAUCAAGAACUACUGGAGGACACACAUGAGAAAGAAGGCACAGGAGAGGAAGAGGAACAUGUCUCCAUCGUCGUCCUCGUCUUCGCUGACUUACCAGUCAGGCUACCCAGAUACUCCAUCAACCAUUGGAGUUGAGGGACAGGAGCUUCAUGGUGGCAGUGGCUGCAUCACAAGCAUCCUGAAGGGCACCCCUCCGGACAUGGAUGGCUAUCCCAUGGACCAGAUAUGGAUGGAAAUUGAGGCGCCACAGAUGCCCUCGGAGGAGAGCUUUGUUGGGGGGAACCAUAAUGUGUGCAGCAGCCUUGCCACCCCGCUGCCACCACCAACUGUCUGGGAAUACUACCCAGAUGCCUGCUGGAAGGUUGACGAUGAGAUCAAGAUGGCAACACAAUUUCAAUUUGGUUAUAGUGAAGGAGUUGGGCCCUGCUUCUGAUGCCAUAAAUAUUGGGUCAGAUUACUAAGUUAUACACCUACCUAGCAGAAGUGAAGUGCUUUUGUAGAAACAAGCUUUAGCAUGGAUCUGAAUAUUUAUCUCCGCGCUUAGAAUUGCAGGUCUAUGGAUCUAUGCAUGGUUGCUAUGUAUCUAUCUAGUGUGCAAGACAAGAUUAUCUUAAUUUGUCCUUGAUGCUAUGGAAUACAAGGGCAAAGGUACUAUAUCUGUUUACUCACAGUAUAAUUAGCUACCCUUUGAGACU
Zea mays is the source of this 2729-nucleotide messenger RNA. RefSeq lists its product as uncharacterized. NCBI's taxonomy places the organism in Eukaryota, Viridiplantae, Streptophyta, Magnoliopsida, Poales, Poaceae. Gene Ontology annotation, cellular component: nucleus. The record is from RefSeq and is a predicted model, not a curated record. Bases 1934 to 2467 code for a protein of 177 amino acids. The transcript is spliced from 3 exons. Gene Ontology annotation, biological process: regulation of DNA-templated transcription. Gene Ontology annotation, molecular function: sequence-specific DNA binding; DNA-binding transcription factor activity.